Chelonoidis abingdonii (Abingdon island giant tortoise) is the source of this 2822-nucleotide messenger RNA. RefSeq names its product bone morphogenetic protein 6 (gene BMP6). Lineage: Eukaryota; Metazoa; Chordata; Testudines; Testudinidae. The record is from RefSeq and is a predicted model, not a curated record. Gene Ontology annotation, molecular function: cytokine activity; growth factor activity. Gene Ontology annotation, biological process: BMP signaling pathway. Gene Ontology annotation, cellular component: extracellular region.
GCGGGAAGCCGCCCACCUCCACCCCGGGCGCACACCGGUUGCACCUGAGCAGCUCUGUUUCCCCCCCGCCCCAUUGCCGCCGCAGCCCUUCCUCGGGGUCUGCCUGGGCGGCCGGGGGAGUGGGAAGAGAGUGACCAUGCGAGAGAGAGGGAAGGUUUAACCCCUUCGCCUCCCCCCCCACUCAUGAAUUAACUCCCAAGGGGGGGAGCAGCAGAGCCCGAGGAUAGAAGGAGCCGGGCAUCCCUCGUCUGCCUCAGAGGCGAGCCAGCAGCAGCAGCAGCAGCACCCGGCUGGGAGCGAUGCCUCUGAGGCUCGGCUGGCUUUGGUGGGGAGGGCUGCUGUGCAGCUGCUGCUGCUCCCCGCCGCCGCCCGUGCUGCCCCUGCUGCCCGCCGGGGGGGCGCUGCUGGCGGACAGCAGCAGGGAGCAGCCGCAGCCUCCAGCCGCCUCCUCGCCUGGAUUCCUCUACCGGCGCCUCAAGUCGCACGAGAAGCGGGAGAUGCAGAAGGAGAUCCUGUCCGUGCUGGGGCUGCCGCACCGGCCCCGGCCGCUGCACGGGCUGCAGCCGCGACCGCCUCCUCCCCAGCAGCAGCUGCCUCCGCCGGGCAGGCUCAACUCGGCUCCUCUUUUCAUGCUGGAUCUGUACAAUGCCCUGUCCAGCGAGGAGGAGCAGGGGCCGGGGGCAGAGCGCCGCCGCCUGCAGCCCCCCACCGCUCACACCCUGCAGCGCAAGACCCUCAUCGCCCAGCCGGGACCCAGCUCGCAGGACAGCGCCUUCCUCAACGACGCGGACAUGGUCAUGAGCUUUGUGAACCUGGUUGAAUAUGACAAGGAGUUCACACCUCACCAACAACACCACAAAGAGUUCAAGUUUAACUUGUCCCAGAUCCCAGAGGGGGAGGCGGUUACUGCUGCGGAAUUCCGAAUCUACAAGGACUGUGUCAUGGGGAGUUUUAAAAAUCAAACCUUUCUUAUCAGCAUCUAUCAAGUCCUGCAAGAACAUCAGAACAGAGAUUCUGAUCUUUUUUUGCUGGAUACCAGAGCAGUGUGGGCCUCAGAAGAAGGCUGGCUGGAGUUUGACAUCACUGCCACCAGUAACAUGUGGGUGAUGAACCCUCAGCACAAUAUGGGACUCCAGCUGAGUGUGGUGACCAGGGAUGGUCUCAGUGUAAACCCCAGAGCAGCAGGCCUGAUAGGCCGAAAUGGCCCUUAUGACAAGCAGCCUUUCAUGGUGGCCUUUUUCAAAGUGAGUGAGGUUCAUGUUCGGACCACUCGGUCAGCCACAAGCAGGCGCAGGCAGCAGAAUCGAAACCGCUCCACUCAGUCUCAAGAUGUUUCCAGGGUAUCUAUUACAGAUUACAACAGCAGUGACCUAAAAACAGCUUGCCGAAAGCAUGAACUUUUCGUUAGCUUCCAAGACUUGGGAUGGCAGGAUUGGAUAAUUGCACCAAAAGGCUAUGCAGCAAACUACUGUGAUGGAGAAUGUUCUUUCCCACUCAAUGCACACAUGAAUGCCACCAAUCAUGCCAUUGUACAAACUUUGGUUCAUCUUAUGAAUCCCGAAUACGUUCCCAAACCCUGUUGUGCACCUACCAAACUAAAUGCCAUAUCAGUUCUUUACUUUGAUGAUAACUCCAAUGUCAUUUUGAAAAAAUAUAGGAAUAUGGUAGUAAGAGCAUGUGGAUGUCACUGACACACAAACAUUCUUCACUCAGACCUACUGUGCAAUUCUACCAUGAACUUCUAGAUUAUACCUACCUGACCUUGGAGAAAGUCAACAAAGGCGCAUCAGAGGAAGCAGCAGGGUACUUCUUCAUUGAUAUGUACUCAACUUUGUAAUGGGAACAGGUGCUGGAUUUAAAAAAAACAAAAAAACUGAUCUACAGCAUGGCAGCCUUUCUGAUCUGCAAAAACAUGAACUGCAAGGCUUGCAAAAACGAAAUCCGUCCCUACAAAUUUUGUUAGCUUCAGUCAUUCCCUGUAUGGUAUUAAACUCCCCUGAGAGUAGCAGAAACUUAAAACAAGAGCUUGACCUUGUCAGUUGGUCAGUCUGCACUUCAGUUUUACCAAACCACCAUCUGCUACAUGUAAGCCUUGAAAAAGUGUCUCCUGUAGACAAAAAGCAAAGCUGUAGUAGUAAAAUAUAGAAAUUAUGCUUUUAAUACCUUACCAUCAUGCAUUUUAUGUGGACAACCCCAACGUUAGGGAGUGCCUUCUAUUUAAUAGUUGCUACAUCAGUAUGAGUGGUUUCUUCCAGAAGCCAACUUGAUAAAGAGCAACGUCAGUUGUGCCAAAGCAAGCCUUUGACACUGUGCAUUCUCCAAACACACAUGCUGAACCAUAGAUUUGACUAGAUAUUUAACCGCACCAUGUAUUAGUUACAUAAGGACAAAGCCACUCCCUGCCUGGUUUCUUGAGAUGAAUGUACCAACUAGGCAGUGAAUUUAUAAAUUUGUUCUUGUGCAGCUUCCCACCUUGUUUAGAUUCUACAACUCCUGCACGAUGCAUCCACUAAGCCUGUUCAGUUUUAUUCCAAACAUUCUUUGCUGCUCAACUGUACCACCACGGAGGAGGCUGCAAUCAGGACAAUUCUACAACUUUGAGUUUAUACAGAAAUUUUGAAGCAGCUCCUGUGUUGGAGAGUGGGCAUAUUACUGAAGAUGCAGCUUAUGUAAAACUAUCUGGCCAAAAAGGAAAUUGCAUUUAAGAAGUUGGUUUAAAGGGUAUAUUCACAUUUUAGCCAUAGCUUCUAAUAGAGUAGUUUUAUUCCCAAUGUUAAUAGUAACAAUGAAUUUUCUGAUCAAUGUUAAACCUGUAUUAAAUG